AUGGGCGUUUGUUUCAGCAAGAAGAGGGAGGAGGAGCCUUGUGCUCCUCCAGAUCCAGCUGCAGCUUCAGCUGAGCCCAAGAUCCCAAUUCCAAAAGAGAAGAAGAGCAAGAAGAAGAACGAUGCCAACGCCAACGCCAACGCCAGUGCAGCAGCCAAAGAGGAGACAACACCGAAAGAAGCAAAACCCCCUCCGCAAAUGGAAAAGAAACCAGUCUUCGUUGUCACCCAAACCCCCAAGAAGAAAUCCCCCGCUACUUCUCAAGAGGAGAAAAAGCCCAGUUGUAAGCCCACUAAUCCAGUCGAGCUCAAUGCUACAACCAGCGUCUUUGUCUCCCUCCCGAAACCCACCGAAGAACCGAAAGCAGCA
Messenger RNA from Asparagus officinalis (garden asparagus), 369 nucleotides. RefSeq names its product proteoglycan 4-like. NCBI's taxonomy places the organism in Eukaryota, Viridiplantae, Streptophyta, Magnoliopsida, Asparagales, Asparagaceae. The annotation marks the transcript as partial. The transcript has a single exon. The record is from RefSeq and is a predicted model, not a curated record.